This is a messenger RNA of Stegodyphus dumicola, 1166 nucleotides long. RefSeq lists its product as uncharacterized. Gene Ontology annotation, biological process: poly(A)+ mRNA export from nucleus. Lineage: Eukaryota; Metazoa; Arthropoda; Arachnida; Araneae; Eresidae. Gene Ontology annotation, cellular component: nucleus. The record is from RefSeq and is a predicted model, not a curated record.
UGUCCGAUUCAGAAGAUGAAGCUGCAGAUGAAGACAAGGAAGAGCCUGAAGCAGAAGCUGGUGGGAUAAUUGAAGAUGUGCCUGCACCACCUGCAGAUGAAGAAAUGCCACCACCUUCAAAAAAGAAGAAAGUUGAAUCUGAUGAUUCAGAUGAUGAUGUUGACAGGAAAAUGAGGGAAGAUUUUAUAUCAGAUUUCGAUCUCAUGAUGCAAAAGAAGAAGGAAGAGAGCUCUAAGAGGAAACGACGAAGAGAUGUCGAUUUAAUCAGUGAUAGUGAUGACCUGAUUGCAGAUAUUAUCUCACAAAUGAGACAAGCAGCUGAGGAGGAUAAGGAAUUAAACAAGCAAAAGAAAACAGCUACCAAAAAGUUGAAAAUUUUAUCUAUGGUUAUGUCACAAUUGAAGAAGCAAGAUCUGAAGAUGGCAUUCUUAGAACAAGGUGUCUUGCAUGUGAUUGCAGAGUGGUUGGCACCAUUGCCAGAUCGUAGUUUACCUCAUCUUAAUAUACGAGAAGGCAUGCUAAAACAGCUCAGUGAUUUACCUUCAUUUGACCAGAGCCUUUUAAAGUCAAGUGGAAUCGGUAAAGCACUGAUGUACCUAUACAAACAUCCAAAAGAAACCAAAGAGAACAGAGAAAGGGCAGGGAGACUUAUAACUGAAUGGGCACGUCCUAUUUUUAAUGUAACUACAGAUUACUCAGUAUUAUCAAAAGAGGAAAGAGAACAAAGAGAUCAUGACCAUAUUCCAAAGAAGCGUAAAUUAAAAGAUCGGGACGCUCCACAAGAAGAUGAAGCAGCACAAGAAAAGAAAGAUAUAGAGAAAGAGUUAACAGGAGAGCAAAAAUCUGUUCGGCCGGGGGAUAAAGGAUGGAUAGCUCGAGCCCGUGUUCCUAUGCCUUCAACUAAGGACUAUGUUAAUAGACCUAAAUGGAACAUUGAUGUUGAAUUCUCCAAAGGUCCUUCAAAGAAACCUUUGAACAGACUAGAAAAGCACCUGAGGUUAAUGCAAGAAAAGAAAAGAUUGAGCAAAGGACAAAGAGCAAUUACAAUUAGUAUUGAAGGCCGAAAAAUGGCAAUUUAAUAAAUAAUAUAUAUAUUUUUUGUUUUGUAAAAUGUGUUGUAUAAUAUCUGGAUGUUAAAUGCUUGGUAAUAAAAUUUUUGUAUAAUA